Molecule: messenger RNA, 2479 nt
Organism: Hibiscus syriacus
Lineage: Eukaryota; Viridiplantae; Streptophyta; Magnoliopsida; Malvales; Malvaceae
Product: centromere protein C-like
Exons: 11
Coding region: 177-2300 (707 amino acids)
Biological process (GO): attachment of mitotic spindle microtubules to kinetochore; kinetochore assembly; spindle attachment to meiosis I kinetochore
Cellular component (GO): kinetochore
Molecular function (GO): centromeric DNA binding
Source: RefSeq, a predicted model, not a curated record
AAAUGAAUUUGCAAACAGAAAACAAUAGAGCGCCGUAGACCCACAGUAAUCCCAUCGCAUUCGAAUCCCACUCAGUUUAUUUUUUUCAAAUAACAAACUGAAAACUCCCUUUCCAAGAGUUGCAGUCUCCCCUCUCUCAACACUCGGCCCAAUCUCAAUCCCAUCAACUCAAAGAAAUGCCUCUCCAAUCUCAACCUUCGGACCCGCUUGAGGCCUAUUCGGGUCUCUCGCUCUUCCCUCGGACCUUCGCUUCCUUCCCAAACCCUCUUCCACCUCACGACUCGGCCGAUCUUCAACUCUCUCACGAUUUUCUCAGAUCCAUGCCGGUUCAAAGUCCUAAUAAGCUUCUAGAGCAAGCCAAAGCGAUUGUAGAUAAUAGUUCAGAGCUCUUGAAGUUGGAAGUGUCUAACUCUGAUGCUGAACAUAUGGAACAUCCUCGAGAACGGAGACCAGCUUUAGGUCGUAAACGAUCUCGUUUCUUUUUGAAAGAUAAUUCAAGUCAGCCUACUGUGAAUUUGGAACCGAGUUUAGAUAUGGAUAAAUUGACAGAUCCCGAAGAAUUCUUUCUAGCAUUUGAAAGGGCUGAGAAUGCCAAAAGAGAAAUAGAGAAGCAGACAGGCACUGUUCUGAAGGAUUUGGAUCAGAAUAAUCAAUCCAUGUUUGCACGGCCUCGUCGUCCUGGAUUGUUGCGGAGAUCCGUUAAAUAUAAACAUUGCUAUUCUACUGCUUUCUCCCCUCUGGAAAGCUUUGAGGAGGAAAUUCCCAGUCCAGCUUGCAAUUUGCAACCAGAAAAUUCUGACCCGAAUGUUGAAUUAGAAGAGAAGGAAUUGAGCGUGGCCAAUGUAGAGAACAAGGUUAGUGAACUUUUGGACCAUUUACUUACCAGUACCUGUGAUGGGGAUGACACAGUCAAUCUUCUUCAAGAGCGUUUUCAGAUCAAACCUCUUGAUCUGGAGAAUAUAUGCCUUCCUGACUUGCAAGAUAUUCGAAAGAUUGAUUUGAAGGAUUCUAGAGAAAGCUUGGCAAAGCCUAGAAACUCGUUAUCGGACUUGCAAAGUUUCAUGAAAGGGUUCAGUAAAAGGACACAGAAACAAAAUCCUGAAACUUCAGUUAAUCAGUUAGCUUCUCCCAUUCCACCAAGAAGUCCAUUGACUUCAAUUUCAUUGCUGAAGAAACUACUAUUGCAGUCUGAUGUACUAACUGAUCCAUUUUCAACUGAUGAUGCUAACCGAUCACCAGUGAGAAAUGCAUCUGGAAUUGAAUGUAACAGUAAACAAUCUGAUCAGGUUAUUACAGAGAAGGGACUAAGUGUGUCUGACAAUAAUGAUAGACAAACACCGCAACAGCAGCCAGAAAGUUCAAUUCUUAAAUUAGUUUCUCCUACACCUCCAAGAAAUCCAUUUGCUUCAAUAUCAUUGCAGCAAAAACAGUUGUUGCAGUCAGAUCCAGAAUUCAAUGCUUUUUCAACUGACAAUAUUGAUCAAUCACCUAGGGGGAAUGCAUCUCCUAUUGAAAGUGUCAAUAAACAAUCUAGUCAGGCUGAUGAAAUGAAUCUUGACAUGUCUCAUCUGGUAAGGUCUCCAUUAUUAGAGGCAAAUCAAAUUGCAACUGCUAAUGCAAGUUCUGAGCUCAAUGGUGGAGAUUUUGCUGGUUUCUUUGACAAAUUUGUAAAUGAUAAUGCAAGAAGGUUUGAUUCUGGUAUAAAUGCAUCUAGUGGAUCUCAGACCUACUUAGAGAAUAACAGUUUAAGAAGGCCUGAAACUGAAUCAGAUAGUCGUACAAUCCAACCAAAUGAAUUUGGAAGGGUGGAAGAUAUACCCCUGGAAGCAGUUGUUUCUUCUCAGAUCCAAGUUAACGUGGAAGGUUCAACCAUUGAUAACUCAGGUGCCAUUCAGAGAGAGUCGGAUGAAUAUAAUGCAGCUAUUGAUGAGGACCACUCCAUGAAUGGAUUUUUAAAAGCUGCUGAAAGUGCUGAGCAGCUGCACGAGCAACAGAAUAAGAAAGCCAAAAUACAACCACAGCCAUGCAAUAAACAUAAGGGGAAAGCACAUUAUCGAAGACAAAGCCUUGCAGGUUCCGGUACAACAUUUGAUGAUGAAGGGAGGAGAAGAAGCACAAGGAUCAGGUCAAGACCUUUGGAAUUCUGGAAAGGUGAAAGAUUCUUAUAUGGACGUGUACAUUCAAGUUUGGCAACCGUAAUUGGAAUAAAGUACGAGUCUCCAGGGAAGGGUGAUGGUCUCAAAGUGAAGUCUUUCGUAAGUGACGAGUACAAAGAACUGAUUGAACAGGCUGCCAGAUGACCAUAAUUGUUUAUGGACUCAUCAUGAAUCCCCGGAUCGUGAGGCGAGUUUAGCAUCCUUCGAUGAACUGACCAGUAGACAUUAGUUCCCGGGAUCUUUUUUUUUUUUUUACAUUUUAAGUUCGAUUUAUGUAUGUUGUGCAUUGGUUUUAAAUGUUAAAUAAUAUUAAUUGUGGUUUA